AUCACAAAAUGUCACGUGAUGUUUUAUUAUAAAUAGAAAGAAGAAACAUUAACACACCGUAUUCCAAUUUUGUUUAUCAAGGGCAAGACCAUCUUCAAAUUAGAAAAGCGAGUUAGGGUUUCUUUUCUUUUUUUUUUUUUUUCAGCAGAGAGGAGCAAUCGAAGCGAAUCGAAGAUGCCGAAGAACAAAGGAAAGGGAGGAAAGAACCGAAAGAGGGGAAAGAACGAAGCUGAUGACGAGAAACGAGAGCUAAUCUUCAAAGAAGACGGCCAAGAAUACGCACAAGUCCUCCGCAUGUUAGGCAACGGCCGAUGCGAAGCCAUGUGCAUCGACGGUUCCAAACGGCUCUGCCACAUACGCGGCAAGAUGCACAAGAAGGUCUGGAUCGCUGCCGGCGACAUCAUUCUCGUUGGACUAAGGGAUUAUCAAGAUGACAAGGCUGACAUCAUCUUGAAAUACAUGCCCGAUGAAGCUAGGCUUUUGAAGGCUUACGGAGAGCUCCCUGAGAAUACGAGGUUGAAUGAAGGCAUUGCUGGUGGGAUCGAUGAGGAAGAUGAUGGCGGCGCCGAUGAUUAUAUUGAAUUCGAGGACGAGGAUAUUGAUAAGAUCUAAAGUUUCUCCUUUUUUGGUUUUUCAUAUUUGGGAUGCUAAAUUUAUCCAAUAACAGUGCGUUUACCUUUAACUAUAUUAAUGUUAUUGAUUUCUCUUGAAAUUUGACGUGGAUUUUUAGUUAUUGAUCUUGAUUC
Messenger RNA from Durio zibethinus, 746 nucleotides. Its product is annotated as eukaryotic translation initiation factor 1A. Gene Ontology annotation, biological process: translational initiation. Gene Ontology annotation, molecular function: RNA binding; translation initiation factor activity. The record is from RefSeq and is a predicted model, not a curated record. NCBI's taxonomy places the organism in Eukaryota, Viridiplantae, Streptophyta, Magnoliopsida, Malvales, Malvaceae.